Callithrix jacchus (white-tufted-ear marmoset) is the source of this 1422-nucleotide messenger RNA. RefSeq names its product testis expressed protein 56 (gene C4H6orf201). Gene Ontology annotation, molecular function: nucleic acid binding. Lineage: Eukaryota; Metazoa; Chordata; Mammalia; Primates; Cebidae. The record is from RefSeq and is a predicted model, not a curated record.
AUAAGAGGUCAGAGAGUCCAUUCCAGGUCAGAGGAAAGCUUGCCGGGAGAACAAUUGCAAGUCUUUCUUCUCCUCAUGUUCUCAGUUUGUUCAUCUCUGUGACACCACCCGCCAUCAUGAGAACAGCCACCAGCAGCGACAGCGUGAUAAAAUUUUCACUCCUUGACAAGUGUGAGAAGCCCAAAAACUAUGCCCAGCCAGAAGUUUUGUGUCACACCUUCGAGGCACUGUCUAACCUCCACAAGCUGCUUCCUAAUCACCUGAUGGAGACGCUUUAUUCCUACAAGAGUGAAGAGGACAAGAAAAAAUGUGAGAAUCCUGAACUCUCUGGCUUAGAAAGAAUCUUAGCAAGACAUCAGUUGCCAAAAGAGAUUAAUCUGACCCCAAAGCCGAACAGAAUGCCCCCGUGGAAAAGAAAAAUCGUCAACAAUGUAACUGAUGCGUGGAAGAAAUGCCACUUGUUGAAGAGAAACAUGAAAGAGCCCCCCAUGUCCACCAUAGUUGUCAGAUGGCUGAAAAAGAACAUGCAACCCACUGAAGACCUCAAGUCAGUGAUCUGUAGGCUGUCAGCAUUUGGCCCAAUUCAGUCAGUCACUGUUUGUGGACGUCAAAGUGCUAUAGUGACAUUCAAAGACAUGACUUCAGCCUGUAAUGCUGUGAGUGCUUUUCAAAGUAGGAUCCCAGGCAACAUGUUCCAGUGUUCCUGGCAACAACAAUUCAUGUCAAAAGAUAAAACUUAUUCAAAAAAAUGUACCCAGAAGACACAGCCAAAGGAAUAUAAGCAGGAAACUGAGAAAACUGCCAACAGCAGCUAAAGGGACACAAACAGAUUCAUCCAGGACAUCCAUUUGAACGGCAGUGGAUGAAAAACCAAGCAGUGAGACCUACGCAUCAAUCCUGGGUCAAAUCUUGUAUUCUUGGCAGUAAGUUUGGGCUGGAAACCAGCCGCAGUUUUAGAGAUUAGGGUGGGUAACUGAGCAUACACUGGAAUAUCAUAGCAAGUGGGGAUUACAGAUGUGGCAGGAAUAAAGCCUUCAUGACCUUUUCCCGUGCUUUAUAAGGUUCCUCCAAGUCUCCUACUUUCAGCAUUCAUGGCAACGGUCCGUUCCUCUGGCUGGAUGAGAAUUUGCUAAAUUCCUCUGUUUCAAAGCAAGAUAAUUUUGUUUACAACUAUAGCUAACUUUUAUGUUUUCCAGUCAAAUCUCAUGAGACCAGCAGGAUGAAAAGGUAACAGAGGUCAAAGAGAGAGAAUGAAUGCCCACCUAUGGAUGCAGGCAGUUUGGAGAAAUACGCUUGUCCAAAGUCACAAUUAAUUGGAUCGACACAGAGAAGUAGAUAUUUCACUUCUGCUCAACUAUAUUCCACUUUGAUGACUAAGAGUGGGCCCUCUGGGAUCAGACAAAUGUCAAUUACUCUUACCUC